UCGCGUCGUCCCGAGGCCGCGCGGAACAAAGCGUUUCCGUUAUUUAUAACAACCAUGAAUCGGUGCGCAGGUUGCCUCCUCUUUUUAAUAUCGUGCAUCCUUGCAAGCGAUCGCCGAGCCAGCUCGGAUGAGAAAUUCCUGUCGCGGAAGAGGCGUUACGUUGUUUUUCCAGAAGGCUCGACGUUCUCCAUCGCACUUUGCAUGACCAUGCACACUUUGACGCCGGACGACAUUUUUACGGAAGGCGUAAACUGGGGUAUCUCGUACGAUUUACCGAACGAGAGCAAGCCGAUCCUCGAGCCGUUUCUUCAGCUCAGGAACGAUCGAAUCAAACCUGCUAAUAAGUACGACGGUUACGGAACCAACGACAAAAACGCUGUCGCCUAUCCUGGAUGGAACAGCUUCCAGAAGUACUCGAGUUUCAAGCCUGGCAAACGAAAAUAUUAUAAACCGGAUUACUAUUAUCUGCAGAGGAGGCAUCGCAGGGACCUUUACAGUAAACUAGAAACCAUCAUGAACGCGAUGAACUUCGACGGAAGAACAUGCGUGCUUCGAGCGCUCUGCGAGGCCUCCCAGCGACUGAUGCCGAAAGGGAACACUCUCGUGGAGGAGAUGAUGAGGAUAUCGUUCUCGUUCCCUUUGAAGCGGCUGUUCUCAUCCGAGCCGGAGGAGCACCGUACGUACGGCUCGGCUCAUAAAGCGGGCCACGAGGGCCAAGAUUGCGCCAGCAUGUUCGCCGGAUGCAGUUUCUCCCUCAUCGACAUGGCCCUCGGGAAAUACGACGCGGCACGGACACGGGAUCUACGAUUUCCGUCCGGAUACGCCACAGUCAACGACAUGGUGCGCUCUUCCGGGGAGUGGACGAGAUACAACAUGAAGUAA
Nomia melanderi (Alkali bee) is the source of this 882-nucleotide messenger RNA. RefSeq lists its product as uncharacterized. Lineage: Eukaryota; Metazoa; Arthropoda; Insecta; Hymenoptera; Halictidae. The record is from RefSeq and is a predicted model, not a curated record.